This is a messenger RNA of Colletotrichum lupini, 3876 nucleotides long. Its product is annotated as major facilitator superfamily transporter. Gene Ontology annotation, cellular component: membrane. Gene Ontology annotation, biological process: transmembrane transport. The record is from RefSeq and is a predicted model, not a curated record. The transcript is spliced from 17 exons. Gene Ontology annotation, molecular function: transmembrane transporter activity. Lineage: Eukaryota; Fungi; Ascomycota; Sordariomycetes; Glomerellales; Glomerellaceae. Bases 1 to 3876 code for a protein of 1291 amino acids.
AUGAAGUUCUCACGUCAGAAGCCACCGCCGAAAGCGCCAUCGUCGCAGUCGGGGAUUAGCGGCAAUGGUGGGGCUUGUCGCCGAUCGACGCCGGCGCUAUCCGCGAUGACUCAGCUGGGUUGGUCUAGUUGGGCGCCAGCCGGCUUGACGUUUUGCCGGCUGGCAACUCCCGUCCACUCCACUGGCCUCUCUCGCGGUCUAAGCAUCGCCUUUUUCGCACGCCAAUAUGUCAUCAUGAAAUUUCAUUGCACGAAACGUCCGCAGUUGACAAGCAAUACCGUGUGGGCAUGCAUCGUCAGCUCUAGCGCCGCCAGAAUGCCAGCCAUGCUGGAAGCCUUCAUGUCUUGUUCCGGGCAGGUUGAGUUCGACCAAUGUCAAUGGUCGAACAAGUCCAGGACGCCGAGCCUGGAAGUCCAGCUAUCCGCAAGCUCCCGAAGUCUGAAGAGAACCAUUCAGUCAAUGGACUCUGAGGCAAGCUCCCGCCCCGAAAGCUUGGAACAUGAAAGCAGGGACUAUUCGAGACGGCUGAUGGUCGGAGCGGCCCAACGACGGCCAGUCGGCUUGCGACAGAGAACUAUCGACGGCUUUCUGCCAUGUCCCGAGCUACGGGCCCUCCUUACCGCCAGCCUGGCCCCGGGCGCGGAUUGCCAAGCCAGGGCGUCGGGACCCGUUACGGCCGGUUCGGGACCAGACGCCGCACCGACAUGGAUAUCUCUUCGGCUUCCCUCUGUCCACUCAUCUUCGGAUGAAUAUUCAGCACCGACUGAUCAUCGAUCCGCCCAACGACCCAUCAUGAUUACUAGCAUUCUCUGCCAGGGACCAUGGUGCUGCAGCAUGCCAAGCCGGGACAAGACCUACUAUCCCGGGGAUGUUCAACGGCGCAGAUGCGGCCAGCAUCUUUGGGCCCAUCUGUUGACGAACCCCCAAGUAACGUCGUUCUUCGAACCGGCGAUAUGCUUGAAUCAUGCCCGUGGUCGCACGUCAGUCCAUUGUAGUCAUGGACCUGCCUAUUCUGAUUAUCAAAGACUUAUGUGUGGGGCGGCCAUCUGCAUUACAUCUAAGUCGCACAGAAAGACCAGCUCAACCGAGCAGGCUGCAUUAUUGGCCAUCCAACCUCGCCAUACGGUGUUUCUUGUGCCACUCGGCGGUGUUCGUGCGACUACUGCACAGAUCUUGAGCAACGGCGUCACCCUUGUCCUCACCCCGUUCCCCGUCCCACUAAGACUAGCAGGAAGGGCAGAGUGGCUGGCAUCAUCUUGGGGAACCGUCAACCAGUUGCUAUUGACCGAGCUUACUGCAGAUCCAGCGGUACUUCUUUUCCGUUCGAAGUGUCGGCCGUCAAAUCAAGCUUGCCCGGCAUCAGCCCGCCCCAAUGCUAGAGCGCCUAGGACGCAGAUCAAUGCUUGUUGUGGUCGACUCCACUGGCAAGCUCUCACCUUGUCGGGAAAAGCAUUCGAUGCGGAUGAGAUGCGCCCUCUCUCCCAUCUACCUGUGACUUCCCCAAGCAUGGAGUCAGAAUAUGCUGUGAACCCAACGAUUCUAGACUACCUCGCAAGCCACCAUGGGCUAAGACACGUCAGAGAAAUCAACCGAUGCGCGCGUGUCUCCGAUGUCUUCCCCUUGGCUUCCCUCGCAUCCUUCGAGAAGCAGAUACUGCUGCUGAGAUUCAUCACGCCGCUCGAAAGCGGCGCAUCAACAUCCCUUGACCGGGUCCUCUGUUCCACGUCAAACGUGGAGCCCCCAAUGGCUACUAACGAUAAGCCACUUGUUCCGCUGCAGCGGUUUGGCUACCAGUCACAGAGAAGGUUCCAUUGCCGAGUGUAUCCCGAAGGUCGUCUGCCGGUGAUGGGUCAGGUUGCUCUUACGUUCCCCACCUCCCGCCGUCGCGGGCAGCAUCUUGGUUACCACCCCAAACUCAUUCGUUCGCCACCCGAGCCAGCAUUUACUCAGCCUUCCCCCCCACAUCUGACUACGUCUAUACACCCCACCACGAUGAGCGACACAGAGAAGGCUGCGGCCUCCCAUACAUCAGACCAAGGCACGCAGGAUAUUCCGCGUGACCCUGACGCGCACCUCAGUGAAGAAGAGAGGCUUGAAGUCGAGCGAAAGUUAGUCAGGAGGCUCGACUGGAUCCUGAUUCCAUGGCUAUGCAUCCUUUACCUCUUAGCUUUCCUUGAUAGAACCAACAUUGGAAAUGCGAAAAUCGCCGGUUUGAACAAAGACCUGGGCCUGACGAGUUCCAUGUACAACUCGUCGCUCACAAUUUUCUUCGUCUCGUAUGCGGUGUUCGAGCCCUUGACGAACAUUCUGCUCAAGAAAUUGCGACCGUCAAUCUUCAUUCCCAUCAUCAUGAUUCUCUGGGGGGCAUCAAUGACGGGCAUGGGAUUCGUACACAACUGGAGUGGGUUGAUGGCCGCGCGCUGGUUCUUGGGCCUUACCGAGGCUGGUCUUUUCCCGGGCGUUAACUACUACCUAUCAUGUUGGUACAAGAGAUCAGAAUUUGGCAUCCGCGCUGCCGUCUUCUUCUCAGCUGCAGCCAUCUCGGGCUCAUUCGGUGGCGCCCUCGCAGCAGGCAUCGAGCAAAUGGCCGGCGUCGGCGGCCGCCCGGGCUGGGCAUGGAUCUUUAUCCUCGAAGGCCUCCUCACCGUGGUCUUCGGCGUCGCCUCCUUCUGGAUGGUCCACGACUUCCCCGACGAGGCUAAGUUCCUCUCCGACGACGAUCGGGCCCGCGUCAUCCGACGUCUAAAGAUGGACCAGCAGGCCUCUGCCAACCACGAGGAGUUCAAGAUGACGUUCUUCUGGCAGGCCGUCAAAGACUGGAAGAUGUGGCUGGGCAUGGUCAUCUACAUGGGCUGCGACAUGCCGCUUUACGCCUUUAGUCUGUUCUUGCCCACCAUCGUCAACGAACUUGGGUGGAAUACGAGUAUCGUACGAUCGCAGCUGAUGACGGUCCCGCCUUAUGCUGCGGCGGCGAUUUUCACCAUCUUUAUCGGAUAUGUGGCGGACAGGACGAAACAGCGUGGUCUAUGCAACAUUGGAGUCAGCCUCAUCGGCAUGGUAGGCUUCUGUAUGCUCAUCGCUACCGAGAGCGCCCAAGUCAAAUACGCAGGCACCUUUCUCGGAGCUCUCGGCAUCUACCCAUGCAUCGCCAACACCAUCACCUGGGUCGCCAACAGCAAUGAGGGCGUCUACAAGCGCGGCGUGGUACUGGGCUUUGUGAUUGGAUGGGGGAACUUGAAUGGUAUCGUCAGCUCCAACAUUUACUUCCACGGCCCGCGGUUCCCAGAGGGCCAUGGCGUUGUGUUGGCGUACAUGUCCAUUUUCUUGUGUGGCGGCAGUGCGCUCAUGACGACUUUGCUCAGGAUCGAGAAUAAGAAGAGGAGGCAGGGGAAGAGAGAUCACUGGGUUGAGAAUAAAUCUGAGAAGGAGAUUGAGGCGCUCGGUGACAAGAGGCCAGACUUCCAGUACACCUUGAGAAUGGAUGAUAUUUGCACUGGGGGAAAUGUGUUGUGGCCAAAGAGAUGCACUGAUGUAAUAGCCGACGUGUCUCUAUCGCUCUUGUCAUUCAAGCCAAAGGCUUCUUGUACCAGAUGUAAUGGGAACCCAUCUCUCCGAGAGGCUAUGACCAUUUAUAAGUCCCAAAUUGACUCGAGAAGUCACGAAUCAGUUCCCAGAUCUGACGCCGGACCCAUAAUGCAGUCGGGACGGUUGACCGUUGAUGGACCACCGAACCUGACAACAUUUAAGACAUUACAGCACACCGCCACAAACCUUCCAAUACGGCGGCGUGUCGUGCCUCCUACCACCAUAGCUCGACCGUCUCAAAAGUUGGAAAAUACAUCCAUUGGGUCUGUGACGCUGCUACACAUCACGUAG